AUGGAAGUCGAAACCAUCCACAAGCCAAAGCCAGAGCCAGAGCCAGAGCCUCAGACUAUCCCAUCAACCCCAUUGAGAAAGAUCAUUCUGGUCGCCUCCAUUGCCGCCGGAAUCCAAUUCGGAUGGGCUCUACAGCUCUCACUUUUAACCCCUUACGUCCAGCUCCUCGGCAUCCCCCACACCUGGGCCGCCUUCAUCUGGCUCUGCGGCCCCGUCUCCGGCAUGCUUGUCCAACCCAUCGUCGGCUACCACAGUGACCGCUGCGGCCGACGCCGUCCCUUCAUCGUCGCCGGCUCCUCUCUCGUCGCCAUCGCCGUCUUCCUCAUCGGCUACGCCGCCGACCUCGGCCACCUCUUCGGCGACUCCCUCGACAAGCCCACCAAGCCACGCGCCAUCGCCGUGUUCGUGGUCGGGUUCUGGAUCCUCGACGUGGCCAACAACAUGUUACAAGGCCCCUGCCGUGCGCUCCUGGCCGACAUCUCCGGCUCCGACACCAGGAAAAUGCGAACCGCCAACGGGUUCUACUCUUUCUUCAUGGCCGUCGGAAACGUCCUCGGAUUCUCCGCCGGGUCCUACACUCAUCUCCAUAAGAUGCUCCCCUUCACCAUGACCAAAGCCUGCGACGUCUACUGCGCCAACCUCAAAACCUGCUUCUUCCUCUCCAUCGCUCUCCUCAUCGCCCUCACCAUCCUCGCACUCACAUCCGUCCCGGAGCCGACUCCGGAAGUCGUGGAUGAGGAGAUCGCACCAGCGGUGCCCUUCUUCACCGAAAUUGUAGCCGCGUUUAAGGAGCUGCAGAGACCGAUGUGGAUCCUGUUGGUGGUGACAUGCCUCAACUGGAUUGCAUGGUUCCCUUUCUUACUGUUCGACACUGACUGGAUGGGAAGGGAGGUGUACGGAGGUGAGGUCGGCAAUGGCAGGCUGUAUGACUUGGGGGUCAGAGCCGGUGCCCUCGGCCUCAUGCUCAACUCCGUCGUCUUGGGCUGCGUCUCUCUCGGGAUUGAGAUUCUGGCGCGUGCCCUUGGUGGGGUCAAGCGCUUGUGGGGCCUUGUCAACUUUCUCCUCGCCAUCUGUUUGGCCAUGACUGUCUUGAUCACCAAACUAGCUCAGUCCGCUCGACACGGCGCCGUUUCAGUCUCCGGAGCUCAGCCACCUCCGCCCCCGGCCGGUAUCAAGGCGGGUGCGCUGGCUCUCUUUGCUCUCCUGGGUAUACCUCAGGCGAUAACCUACAGUGUUCCCUUUGCUCUAGCAUCCAUAUUUUGCAGCAAUUCUGGUGCAGGCCAAGGGCUUUCUUUAGGAGUCUUGAAUCUUGCAAUUGUUGUGCCACAGAUGGUAGUGUCAGUAGCAAGUGGACCAUGGGAUGCUCUAUUUGGUGGUGGUAAUUUGCCGGCAUUUGUGGUUGGAGCCAUCGCCGCUGUAUUGAGUGGUAUCCUAGCUCUCACUAUGUUACCAUCUCCUCCCCCGGAUCUUCCAACAGCUAAGAAUGCAAGAGCUGCAGCAGCUGCAUUCCAUUGA
Messenger RNA from Fragaria vesca subsp. vesca, 1515 nucleotides. Its product is annotated as sucrose transport protein SUC2-like. Bases 1 to 1515 code for a protein of 504 amino acids. Gene Ontology annotation, cellular component: vacuole; plasma membrane. The record is from RefSeq and is a predicted model, not a curated record. Gene Ontology annotation, biological process: sucrose transport; transmembrane transport. Lineage: Eukaryota; Viridiplantae; Streptophyta; Magnoliopsida; Rosales; Rosaceae. Gene Ontology annotation, molecular function: sucrose:proton symporter activity. The transcript is spliced from 4 exons.